Molecule: messenger RNA, 2431 nt
Organism: Tripterygium wilfordii
Lineage: Eukaryota; Viridiplantae; Streptophyta; Magnoliopsida; Celastrales; Celastraceae
Product: pentatricopeptide repeat-containing protein At1g79080, chloroplastic-like
Exons: 1
Coding region: 400-2103 (567 amino acids)
Molecular function (GO): protein binding
Source: RefSeq, a predicted model, not a curated record
GGAGCUGUAAACGCGUGAUGUUGCGCGUGGUCAUCAUGAGUGCCUCACACCAAGGAUAAUGGGAGUGGGAAUUGUGGGUGGCAAAACCCAGCCCUUCCCUGGAAUUGGCUAUAAGACGAUGAAAAGAAUUGUCAAAUCCGGGCAUUCAUUGCUCACUCUCUCUCUUCUUUCUCUCUCGAACUAAGCAUGGUCGCAACCUGAAACCACAAAGCCACUGAAACCCGGUGUAUGUUCAUCUCCUCAUGUUUUGUCUAUUUUCUUUACUUUCUUGACUUGUUUAAACUUUAAGAUAUUUCAUUUUGAAGCUUAGGGAAAUCCCAAAAUCGUGGUUGUUGUUCUAUUUAAGCAGAGAAAGAACUUAAGUUAGGUCUUUGUAGCUUUACCAAUUUUCCAUUGGCCAUGUCGACUUUGGUGAAUUCCGUGCCUAAUUUGGCAAACCCAUCACCGGAGGGGAGAGGGAAGGGUUGUGGGUUCUCUUUCAAUGUCCCAAAUUUUCAUUCUUUAUCACUCAACAAGGGAUUUCCCAGAGUUUUGGCUUCUAACCAGAUCACCAUUUCUCCAAAGGACUCUGUAACGUCAAUACCCAACUGGAGGUCUGGAAAGAAUGAUUCAAGAAUUAGAGAAAACAGGCUCAAUGAUGCAUUUUACCAUAUGGAGUACAUGGUGGGGAAGGGGUAUAAGCCUGAUGUGGUUCAAGCAACACAGAUGUUGUAUGAUUUGUGCAAGUCAAAUAAGAUGAAAAAGUCGAUAAGAGUAAUGGAGAUGAUGGUUGGGUCAGGUAUAAUACCUGAUGCAGCUUCCUAUACUUUCUUGGUUAAUCAUCUUUGUAAGAGGGGGAAUGUUGGACAUGCCAUGCAGUUGGUUGAAAAGAUGGAGGAUUACGGGUACCCUACUAGUAAUGUCACGUAUAAUUCGCUUGUUAGAGGACUCUGUAUGCAGGGAAACUUGAAUCAGUGCUUGCAAUUUGUGGAAAGGUUGAUGCAAAAGGGGCUUGAACCAAAUGCAUUUACUUACUCGUCUUUGCUUGAAGCAGCUUAUAAGGAGAGAGGAGCCCAUGAAGCCAUUAAGCUUUUGGAUGAGAUAAUUGCAAAAGGUGGGAAACCUAACCUGGUUAGUUACAAUGUUGUACUUACUGGGUUGUGCAAGGAAGGUAGAAUUGAGGAAGCCAUUUGUCUCUUCAGGGAUUUACCAUCUAAGGGGUUCACUCCAAAUACUGUGAGUUAUAACAUUUUACUCAGGAAUCUUUGCUAUGAUGCCCGGUGGGAGGAUGCAAAUAAGCUCCUGGCUGAGAUGAAUGGUGAGGAUUGUUCCCCGUCUAUGGUUACUUACAAUAUACUAAUUAAUUCGCUUGCAAUCCAUGGCAAGACUCAGCAAGCACUGGAAGUUUUAGAGGAAAUGUUAAGGGGACCAUUCAAGCCCUCCGCAGCUAGCUUCAACCCAAUAAUUGCUCGUCUAUGCAAAGAGGGAAAGUUGGACCUCAUUGUGAAGUGUCUAGACCAAAUGAUCUAUAGGUGCUGUAAUCCUAGCGAGGGUACUUAUAAUGCUAUUGCCUUGCUCUGUGAGGAAGGAAAGGUUCAAGAGACAUUUUCCAUAAUUCAUAAUUUGGGCAGUAAACAAAAUUUCUCCAUGCAUGACUUCUACAAAAACGUGAUAUCUAGCUUGUGUAGAAAGGGGAACACUUACUCAGCAUUCCAGCUUCUAUAUGAAAUGACCAAGUAUGGUUUUACACCGGACUCUUAUACCUAUUCAUCUUUGAUUAGGGGGUUGUGCAUGGAGGGAAUGCUGGAUGAGGCUAUGGAGAUCUUAAGCAUAAUGGAAGAAACCGACUGUAAACCUAGUCUCGACAAUUACAAUGCCCUAUUGUUAGGAUUUUGCAAGUCUCAAAAAACAGAUUUUUCCUUAGAAGUAUUUGAGACGAUGAUUGAGAAGGGAUAUAUGCCUAGUGAAACGACGUAUAGCAUUAUAGUGGAAGGACUUGCCCAUGAAGAUGAAACAGUGUUAGCAGCUGAAGUUUUGAAAGAGCUGCAAAUGAGAAAUGUCCUCAGUCAAAAUACAGUUGGAAGACUUGUUAUGCAAUACGAUCUUGAGGAGCUGCCGAUGUAAGACACUUGUCUGAUUGAAAAUUGAUUCAUACAAAUGGUACUGGGGGAUUCUGAUGGUAGUGUUCUGUUCAAUCUGGUCUCAAAAUAAAUUAUUGAUUCUGACAUUGACCGUUGCAAGAGAAACUAUGAGAAAUCAUGGGCUUUUGUGUAAAACAUUGUAAAAGUAGGGGAAGAAAUAGAACAAGGUGAAGGAUUCUUGGUACAUGAUCUUUAUUUGCUUCAAGCUCAGUAAUUAUCUGCUGACACCUGUUUACUGUGCAGACAUUCCGAUGAGUCUACAUUGUACAAGAUGACUAUAGUCGUUAAUGGAAAUGAUAGAUUAGCCGUUU